Messenger RNA from Chrysemys picta bellii (western painted turtle), 4968 nucleotides. It is a transcript of the gene POLR1B, whose product is annotated as RNA polymerase I subunit B. Gene Ontology annotation, molecular function: ribonucleoside binding; DNA binding. Gene Ontology annotation, biological process: DNA-templated transcription. Gene Ontology annotation, cellular component: RNA polymerase I complex; nucleus. The record is from RefSeq and is a predicted model, not a curated record. NCBI's taxonomy places the organism in Eukaryota, Metazoa, Chordata, Testudines, Emydidae.
GGUAGCAGGGGACUCGAAGGCAGAGCGCUUGCGGCUGGCUAAUGCACCGUAGCUUCGCGAGGCGCUGGCUCUUUCUGUAGACAAGUCUUAAGUCGGUUUCUGGUCCAUGCCGGCUGAGUGUCCUUGCAAGCAGCGUCUGGACAACCACCUUUUGAAAUACACGCGAUGACGGGUUGAUCUUGCGCUGCCGUUGCACUGACAGGCCCAAAGAACAGGAAUGGUUUAAUGAGCCAGGAUUUUCCUCCGCUGGUUAUUUGCCAUCAUAGAGACCACGUGGGUGAGGGCAUAUCUGUUGUUGGACCAACUUCCGUUGGCGAGAGAUACCUCGAGUUUACAUGGCUUGGCUUCAUUCUGAGAAGUGAGUGUCACAGCUAAAUACAAGGUGGAUCAGAUUGUUGAGCAUCAGUAGUUAGCACAUAUUUCAAGGGACCAUUCAAGGUGAAGUGGGCCUGUUAACGCCUCUCCAGUCCUAAGGCCUGGGGAAAAGCUGGAGGUGAGGGGCGGUUAAUGGGUUACAGAUUGUUGUAAUAAGCCAUAAGUCCAGUGUUUCUGUUCAGUCCAUUUUUAGUGUCUAGCAAAGUUGUGACUUUAAGCUCCCAGGCCUGUCGUUUGCAGGUGUUGUGCAGGUUUCCUUUGAGGAUGGCGACUGAGAGGUCAGGUAUAGAGUGACGGUUGUGAACAGUCUUCACCCACGGGUGAUGCGGCGUUGUUGUCUUUUGUCCUUUUUCUGUGUAAGUUCAUUUGAGAGCCUAGUGAUUCCCAUUUCACCUGAGAGAACCUGAUUUAAUAUCGAAAUAACCUCCCUUGACUGCACUCCCCUAGUUGUCACCUACCAUCCCAGGGGAGUGGACUAGAUGACCUCUCGAGGUCCCUUCCAGUUCUAUGAUCCCACACUGGAACCCAUAAGGGCUAUCAUCAAACAGUUACAAUCCAUACUCGGGUUGUAUGGGGACCACAUCCUGAAAGAAAUCUUUCCUGAACCCCCUCUUCUAGCCUUCAAACAACCCCCCAACUCUCCAAGUUCAUCAGAAGCAACAUCCACACAGACCAGGACACACUAGCUCAAAGUGGCACCAGAUCCUGCCGGAACAACAGAUGCAAAACCUGUGGACAUAUCUGCCCUACCAUGAUGAUCAACAACCCUCACAACACACCUUUCAAGGGCCAUGAUUCCUACACAUACCUAUCACAAUAUGUGGUGUACCUCAUCCAAAUGCCCCAAUAAUAAAUAUGUGGGUGAAACACAGAACUGACCCCUGCAGGACCCUACCAAAUAUGCCCUCCCAGUUUGACAGCUAUUCCUGCUCUGGAGUUUGCUUUCAAAAAUGAACGGAUCACUCUGGCAGUUGUGGGCGCUGUCAUCAAUCCUCCUAUGGUGCCAAAAGGGAGUAUCUGUAAAGAGCUGAAAGUGUACCCAGCAGAAUGUAGAGGACGCAGAAGCACCUAUCGUGGGAAACUGACCGCUGACAUCAGCUGGUCAGUGAAUGGCAUUCCUAAAGGGAUUAUUAAACAGUCCCUGGGAUAUGUUCCAAUCAUGGUGAAAUCUAAACUUUGCAAUCUGCAUAGUCUUCCUCCCAGAGCUCUGAUUGAACACCAUGAAGAAGAGGAGGAAUUGGGAGGCUAUUUUAUAGUUAACGGUAUAGAAAAAGUUAUCAGAAUGCUGAUUAUGCCUAGACGAAACUUUCCCAUUGCAAUGAUAAGACCCAAAUGGAAAAGCCGAGGCCCUGGUUACACACAGUAUGGUAUAUCGAUGCACUGUGUUAGGGAUGAGCACUCUGCUAUAAACAUGAACCUUCACUACCUGGAAAAUGGUACGGUGAUGCUGAACUUCAUUUUUCAGAAAGAGUUGUUCUUCCUCCCCCUGGGAUUUGCACUGAAGGCACUAGUUGGUUUCUCAGAUUACCAGAUUUUUCAGGAGUUGAUCAAAGGAAGAGAAGACAACUCCUUCUAUAAGAACUGCAUCUCUCAGAUGCUGAGAAUGGUAAUGGAGGAGGGCUGUGCCACGCAGAAGCAGGUCCUUAACUACAUUGGGAAAUGCUUCCGAGUGAAACUCAACCUUCCUGAGUGGUACCCAAAUGAGCAAGCUGCAGAAUUCCUUUUGGAUCAGUGCAUCUGUAUCCACUUGAAAACCAAAACUGAGAAGUUCUACUUGCUUUGUCUGAUGACCCGGAAGCUGUUUGCUUUUGCCAAAGAAGAGUGCAUGGAGGAGAAUCCAGACAGCCUUAUGAAUCAGGAGGUGCUUACCCCAGGGCAGCUUUACCUCAUGUUCUUAAAGGAGAGGAUGGAAGCUUGGUUGCUUUCUGUUAAAGUAGCCUUGGACAAAAGAUCUCAAAAGACCAAUAUAACCAUCAAUUCAGAAAAUAUGAUGAAGCUAUUCAGCAUGGGAAUUGAUGUUACAAGGCCAUUUGAAUAUCUCCUUGCUACUGGUAACCUGCGCUCUAAAACAGGUCUGGGUAUGCUACAAGAUUCUGGUCUGUGUGUGGUGGCAGACAAGCUGAAUUUUAUUCGUUACCUGUCCCAUUUUCGCUGCGUACACAGAGGUGCUGCGUUUGCCAAGAUGAGAACCACCACGGUGCGCAAACUGCUCCCAGAAUCCUGGGGCUUCCUGUGCCCUGUGCACACCCCCGACGGAGAGCCCUGUGGGCUGAUGAACCAUAUUACGACUGUCUGUGAAAUAGUGACGCAGUCAGCCUACACCUUGUCCCUGCCACCUUUGCUCUGCUCCUUAGGUGUCACUCCCGUUGAUGGGACUCCAAGCCAACCCUAUGCAGAGUGUUACCCAGUUACACUGGAUGGCUCGUUAGUGGGCUGGGUAGAAAAAGAUAUGGCUCCUACGAUUGCAGAUACUCUCCGGCACUUUAAGGUAAUGCAAGAAAAGAAAAUUCCAGCGUGGACUGAGGUAGUCCUUAUUCCAAUGACCGGAAAACCUAGUCUGUAUCCAGGAUUAUUCAUUUUUACUACCCCUUGCAGGAUGGUUCGGCCUGUGAGAAAUUUGGCCUUGGGAAAGGAAGAAUUGAUUGGUACUCUGGAACAGGUCUUCAUGAACAUUGCUGUCCUUGAGGAUGAAAUUGUGCCUGGCGUGACCACUCACCAGGAGCUCUUUCCUCAUAGCAUGUUGAGUGUGGUAGCCAACUUCAUUCCAUUCUCUGAUCACAACCAGAGUCCCAGAAACAUGUACCAAUGCCAGAUGGGCAAGCAAACUAUGGGCUUUCCACUUCUGACUUAUCAGGAUCGCUCAGAUAAUAAACUGUACCGACUUCAGACCCCGCAAAGCCCCUUGGUGCGGCCGUCCAUGUACGAUUACUAUGACAUGGACAAUUAUCCAGUCGGUACCAAUGCAAUCGUUGCUGUCAUCUCCUACACUGGCUAUGACAUGGAAGAUGCAAUGAUUGUAAGUAAGGCUUCGUGGGAGAGAGGAUUUGCCCACGGCAGCGUUUACAAGACGGAGAGCAUAGAUCUUGCUGAAAAAAUCAAACAAGUAGAUGACAGUCUGGUGUUUGGAGUCAAGCCUGGUGAUCCAAGGGUUAUACAGAAUCUGGAUGCUGACGGACUGCCACACAUUGGAUCCAUACUGCAGUAUGGGGACCCUUACUACAGCUACCUGAACCUCAGUACUGGGGAGAGCUUCAUAACCUAUUACAAGAGUAAGGAAAGUUGCAUUGUGGAUAACAUCAAAGUGUGCAGCAAUGACAGUGGAAAUGGAAAAUUUAAAAGUGUUUGCAUCACUAUGAGAAUCCCUCGUAAUCCAACUAUUGGGGACAAAUUUGCCAGCCGACAUGGACAGAAGGGUAUUUUGAGCAGACUCUGGCCAGUUGAGGACAUGCCAUUUACAGAGAGUGGAAUGGUUCCAGAUAUUCUCUUCAAUCCUCAUGGCUUUCCAUCCCGAAUGACCAUUGGAAUGCUGAUUGAGAGCAUGGCAGGGAAGUCUGCAGCAUUGCAUGGCCUCUGUCACGAUGCCACCCCCUUCACAUUUUCGGAGGAGAACUCUGCCUUGGAAUACUUUGGCAAGAUGUUGAAGGCUGCUGGCUAUAACUACUAUGGAACAGAGAGGAUGUACAGUGGAAUCAGUGGGGUGGAACUGGAGGCAGACAUUUUUAUUGGAGUUGUAUACUAUCAACGCCUGCGUCACAUGGUUUCAGACAAGUUCCAAGUGAGGACGACAGGAGCCAGAGAUAAAGUCACCAACCAGCCCAUCGGUGGGAGGAAUGUCCAGGGUGGGAUUCGCUUCGGAGAGAUGGAACGCGAUGCCUUGUUGGCUCACGGCACGUCCUUCUUGCUGCAUGACCGUCUCUUCAACUGUUCCGAUCGUUCUGUGGCCCACGUCUGUGUCAAGUGUGGCAGUUUGCUUUCUCCUUUGUUGGAGAAGCCUCCGCCUUCCUGGUCCACGACGCGCAAUAGGAAAUACUACUGUACUGUGUGCAAUCAGAGCGACACAAUCGACACUGUUUCUGUGCCUUAUGUCUUCCGGUAUUUUGUGGCUGAGUUGGCAGCCAUGAACAUAAAAGUGAAACUCGAUGUGAACUAACUGUGGACGUGAAUAGCAAUUCAAGUACUCUAGAAAAACUAAUUUUUAAAUGUCCAGAUUUUUCUGUCAGAGGAUUUAAAAGGACUAUUGACUCGUAGCUUGAAAUCCUGCAACAGCUGUGGGAUUAGUUUGAUUUGUGUACUUAAACUGGGGAGAUAAUCUGCUAAAUUACUUAGCAAUCAAAUGGAGAAGCGGUUCAGAUCCCUUAUCAGUCACUGUUAGCUCUGUAACAGUCCUCUCUGCUUGUGUUUCAUAUUAGCCAAAAAUCUCUUUAUGAAAACUGAGCAGUGCCAAUGCUUUAUUGGACUUAGUGGGUUGGGAAUUAAAGCGUUAACUCCUUGUCCCAGAUACUGCAUCUUGUAACUGUGUGAUGGCUGUUCCAGGCGGGGGUGUACCACAGUUGUGCUGAAGAGGUUAAAUAAAGUGGAAUGUCCUUGAACACU